Theobroma umbraticum is the source of this 1506-nucleotide messenger RNA. RefSeq names its product RAB GTPase homolog A5A (gene RABA5A). The record is from RefSeq and is a predicted model, not a curated record. NCBI's taxonomy places the organism in Eukaryota, Viridiplantae, Streptophyta, Magnoliopsida, Malvales, Malvaceae. Gene Ontology annotation, molecular function: GTPase activity; GTP binding.
GCCAGAGUAAAUGCAAAUCUGGGGUUGUCUCUGCGCUCCCUCAACUCCCUCGGAAAAAAGGCUAACCCUUAUUAUUUUUCAGACAAAUGAACCGUUAAAAUCCUGUUGAUUUUUGUUCUCUAAGGGAAUCAUGUUACCAAAUCAUUGUAUUCUUUUAUAUCAGAUCCAUUCUUAAAGGUACCCUUUUAGCCCUUUGAUUUGAUCGUUAUUCUGAGAGAGAAAAAAGGGGUGCAGGAAGCCUCUGAAUUCUCCUUAUAGCUGAUCUAAGUGGUCGAGGGAGCUUAAGUGGAUUUCAUGUGUCAGGCAAGCUGGAAGCAAGUUCAGAGGAGGGAUAAAGGGAACUUAACCUAUUCACUAGGACAAGGAUUAGUACUUAACACAUAGAAAGUUCGAGAUAGAUUUACCCAAGUUGCAGAAUGCAGAAAUUGGAGUAGAAGUUAGUCCUUUUUAUUCAAUUGACCCAAUAUUUGCUUCACAAGAUAGCUGCCUUUGUUCUUUUCUUCUUGAAACCUGCUUUUGUUCUUGAAUAGGAUAAGUGGCAAUCCUCGGGAGGUUGGAAAAUGGCUUUUGUUUCGGAGGAAGAGAAAACUGAGGAUUAUCUUUUCAAGAUUGUACUCAUUGGUGAUUCAGCUGUUGGGAAAUCAAAUUUACUUGCAAGAUUCGCUAGGGAUGAGUUCUAUCCUAAUUCAAAGUCAACCAUAGGAGUAGAGUUUCAAACCCAGAAGAUGGAUAUUAAUGGGAAGGAAAUUAAGGCACAGAUCUGGGAUACGGCUGGUCAGGAGCGCUUCAGGGCUGUUACAUCUGCAUAUUACCGAGGUGCAGUUGGAGCUCUCCUUGUGUAUGACAUCAGCAGACGACAGACUUUUGAUAGCAUUGGUAGAUGGCUAAAUGAACUUCACACUCACUCUGACAUGAAUGUAGUCACCAUUCUAGUGGGCAACAAGUCAGAUCUCAGGGAUGCCAGGGAAGUAUCCACUGCUGAAGGAAAGGCCCUGGCGGAGGCACAGGGUUUGUUUUUCAUGGAGACAUCUGCCCUUGAUUCCUCUAAUGUAGCAGCUGCCUUUCAGACAGUUGUUAAAGAGAUCUACAACAUAUUGAGCCGGAAAGUUAUGAUAUCUCAUGAGCUCAAGAAGCAGGAUGCUUCAUUGAACGGAAAGACCGUGGUGUUACAGGGGGAUGAGAACCAACAAUCUGAUGCAGGGGCUAAAAAGGGUGGGUGGUGCUGUUCAUCCUGACGCCACAGAAAACAUAAUCCUCUCCUCCGGUUACAUUUUCUGGUUCUCCGGCCUUAAGUUACCACUGGAAGUUCCUGAUAUUUCUUCUUCAUGUAUUCAUUUCUUGAUGCCGUUAAAAUGUCUACUUAAAUAACAUUGGUUUUGUUUGUUCAUGGUUCAUCUUGCGGUGGCUGAAGAAGAGACUUCAUGGAGUAACAAAUGUAAAUGAACUCAAGGGGGAUUGAAAGGGCAAAAAAAGAAAUCAAAUGAUAUAAUUUUCCGAAUGUCAGCA